Molecule: messenger RNA, 2949 nt
Organism: Iphiclides podalirius (scarce swallowtail)
Lineage: Eukaryota; Metazoa; Arthropoda; Insecta; Lepidoptera; Papilionidae
Source: the annotation of a GenBank genome assembly
AUGUGCCCUAAACUUUAUCCAAAAUAUUUUGGAAACUACGCACCGGCAGGAAACCUUACUGCGGGGAAUUUCUCAGAAAAAAAAGAUUUAAAAGGCAUAAGGCAAUGUGUUAUUGGCUGUUGCCUUGCAGAAACUUGUCAUAUUGUGUUCACGGUGGAAUCACGGUGUUACCAUGUUGAGUGUGUUACUGAUGAGCUCUGCUUACCACUACCUCGAGUAGGAGCUCAUAAAUGGGAAUCACGAGUUUCUAUGAUACUUGUUAAACCUGUGUUACCGAAUGAGAGCUGGUUAGACAUUUUGGAUCAAUCCAAUAACAGAGAGGUGAAUAAUAAUUUCUCACCUGAUGAUGAAUUAUAUACUCCUUAUACAAGUCGAUAUAGCAAUCUUUUAAGUGUGAAUGAAGACUUUUUAUCAAAUUUCCUUAAUAACUUGCCGAAUAUAGAAGAUGAGGGAUCACAAGGCUAUAGCAAAUUUCGAGAAAAUAAUGACAGUGAUAUGUUAAUGGAUGCAUCAAAAUUCAUUGAAAAAGUACCCUGUGUUGUCGGGGAGUCUGAUGACUGCCCUUACAAUUCUGAAUGUGUAUCUCUGGGACUAAAGUUGCGUAAUGGAAUCUGUAAAUGUAUUCCUGGCACUGAAGAAAACUCCCAAGGAGCAUGUGUUCAAGCAAUAAGACCUUAUGCCAAAGGACCCACAAUACCAAUAGAUUCAAUUAAAAAAAAUGAGGAAAUUAGUGAUGAAUCAAAAAUUGGUGACAAUAAAUCUGAAACACCAGCAUCAAGACAAAAUUUGACAGUUUCAGUAUUAUCAAAGCAGGUUCAACUUCCAGACAAUGAGGUCACUCUUGCUGCUUACACAAUACCUGAUGAAAAGGCCACCAAGAGUCAUUAUAACUAUGUGUGGACUUUGGUUGAUCAGCCCAAAGAUGGAUUCACAGGCAACAUGAACCAAAACGGCGAAUCGGUGACGCUGACCGACCUGACCGAGGGCCAGUACAGGUUCAAGGUGGCCGUGAACGGGAGCAACUCGUACGGCGAGGGGUUCGCCAACGUGACGGUGCUGCCGCCGAAGCGGACCAACACGCCGCCGCUGGUCGUGAUCACGCCGCAAGCGCAGACCGUGAAGCUCCCCAACUCCGGCGCCGUGCUCGACGGCAGCGCGAGCAAGGACGACGAUGCGAUAAUAUCGUGGCAUUGGGAGCUGACGUCAGGCCCCAUAGGGUACCAACCGCCGCUGCUGGACGGGCCUACUCUGGUACUUAAAGACCUUAAGCAGCCCGGUAACUACACGUUCAAACUGACCGUCGAAGACUCCGACCACGUCAAAAACUCCACCUACGCCAACAUCACCGUGUUGAACCAUACGGACUACCCGCCCGAAGCAAACGCAGGUCAAGACGUCAUCAUAUAUCUGCCGAACAACAAUUUGACUUUAAACGGCAGCCUCUCGACUGACGACCACGAGAUCACAUCCUGGGAAUGGACAAAGUCUACCGAGGACGAGAAUAAAGCCGUUGACAUGCAAAAUACACACUCUCCCUACUUGCAGCUAUCGAAUCUAUCCGAGGGCGUGUACACGUUUGUGUUGAAAGUCACCGACUCGUCCGGCCAGUUCUCUACGGCUGACGUGCACGUGUUCGUCAAACCGCCCACCAACACACCACCAAUCGCCGACGCGGGCCCCGACAUUUUCACAUCGCUGCCCCAAACGUGGGCGCUGCUCAACGGGACCGGUUCGCGCGACGACCACCGCAUAGUCGCGUACACGUGGCGAUGCCUCUCCGGCCCCACCAACUCGACCGUCGUGCGCUUCAACGAGUCGCUCGCGAACGCCACCGCCCUCACGAAGGGCCAGUACGUUUUCUCGCUGACCGUACUCGACGACAACGGCAACUCGGCCGCCGACAACGUCACCGUCACCGUCACGCAGAACAAGAACAGUCCGCCGAAAGCGGACGCCGGCGGCGACCAAGUGCUCGCUCUUCCCCUCCCCGUUCUCAUACUGAACGGUUCGAGGUCAAACGACGACUUCCGCAUCGUCUCCUACAAGUGGAAUCGUGCGGGGUCGGGCCUCGCCGCGGGCACCGUCAUCCUGGACUCCGACACGCAGCCGGUGCUGAUGCUCACAAACAUAGAGUCGGGUAGAUACGUGUUCGAGUUGACGGUGACGGACGACCAGGGCGAAACCGAUAGGGACACCGUGAGCGUGCAGGUCAAACCGGACCCGCUGGAAAUGAACCUACUCGAGAUGACGCUGCACACGCCCGUAUCGACCUUCACGAAGAGCCAGCUGGACGCUCUCGUGCAGAAGAUGACGCUGCUCCUGAAGGACGACAUCAAAGUGAACGUCACCGAGAUUCGCGGCGAGGUCGACUCGGGGAAUACGCAGAUAAUAUUCUUCCUGUCCGAAAAGGGCGCGGCCGUGGAGGGCGUGCGGGCGCUGGGCGCGGCGCGCGCGACGGGCGUGACGCGCGGCGCGGGCGUGGCGCGCGUGCGCUCGCUGCGCUGCCUGAGCGCGUGCUCGGGGCGCGGCACGUGCGACCGGGCGACGCGCGCGUGCCGCUGCGACGCCUUCUGGAUGCAGAGCCUGCUCACGCAGCUCGACCCGGACGCGAUGCCGGACUGCGACUGGUCGGUGGUGUACGCGAGCCUGGGCGCAGUGCUGGCGCUGUGCGCGGUGGGCGGCGCGUGCGCGGGCGCCGCUCGCCUCGUGCGCCGCCUGUGCGCCCCGCGGCGGCAGCGCGCGCGCCCCCACUACCGGCUGCUGCCGCGCGCCGACGAGGACAAGCCAUUCACCAGCAAAGAUGUGUCAGAUACUGAAACGGAGUCAGACGUGCUAUAUGAGUCGAAGACGAAAUUCACGUCUUUUUCGAAUCGCGGCUCAAACGGCGAGGCGCAAGUUGGGAACGGAUGGAAGAAAAAUGGUCUGAAAGGUUCUAGGAAAGUAAAAACA